AUGGGCGGGAGCAAUGCCGACGUGGUGCUCGCCGACUCGUACCUGAAGGGCCUGAAGGGCCUGAAAAACGGUAUUGACUGGGAGACCGGCUAUGAAGCCGUGGUAUCUGAUGCGGAAGACGAGCCCGCGAUCUGGUUCGUUGAAGGAAGAGGUGGCCUGGCCAGCUGGAAGGCACUGGGAUACAUUCCCACCGAUGAUUGGGAUGUCUUAGGCACAGGGCCCUUCACGCGGUUCAUCUCACGGACGGUAGAGUAUGCCUACAACGACUUCUGCAUCGCCGAGAUGGCCAAAGCCAUGGGCGAGCACUCGGACGCCGAGAAGUACAUCCGCCGUUCGGACAACUGGGCAAACAUGUUCAAGGCCGACCAGCGGUCCACCCUCAACCUCUCGACACCCAAAGACCAGCCCAACUUUGUCGACAGCGGAUUCGAGGGCUUCCUCCAGCCGCGCUACCUCAACGGCACCUUCGGCCACCAAAACCCCAGCCUCUGCUCGCCGCUGUACAACUUCACCUCGUGCUAUCUGAACACAGACGGGCACGAAGCCUACGAAGGCAGCAGCUGGCUGUACACCUUCUACGUCCCGCAAGACAUGGCCCGUCUUUUCGCCACCCUCGGGGGUCCCGACUCGUUCGUGCGACGCCUCGAGUACCUCCACACCACGCCCAACCUCCUCUACCUCGGCGACGAGCAGGACUUCCUGCUAGUCUACCUCUUCCACUACGCCGGCCGGCCAGGCCUAUCCUCGCGGUUCGCCCACCGCUACAUCCCUCGCCAGUUCAACGACACCGCCGCGGGGAUCCCGGGCAACGACGACUUGGGCGCCAUGGAGCUCGACGUGUACCUGAUCGUGCCGCCCUUCUUCCGCGAGGUCACCGUCACGAGCCCGGCGACGCGCCGGACGGCGACGGUGCGGAGCGUCGGCUUCGACGACGGUGAUGGUGGUGCGUACGAGAACGGGGUGUUGGAGCUGACUCUGGGUAGGAGCGAGAGCGACUGGGAGACAAAGGAGGAGGACCUGCCACCGAGUGCUUCUACCCAUUUCUAG
This is a messenger RNA of Phialemonium atrogriseum, 1047 nucleotides long. Its product is annotated as family 92 glycosyl hydrolase. The coding region runs from base 1 to 1047 and encodes 348 amino acids. NCBI's taxonomy places the organism in Eukaryota, Fungi, Ascomycota, Sordariomycetes, Cephalothecales, Cephalothecaceae. The transcript has 4 exons. Gene Ontology annotation, biological process: glycoprotein catabolic process; protein quality control for misfolded or incompletely synthesized proteins; carbohydrate metabolic process. Gene Ontology annotation, molecular function: peptide-N4-(N-acetyl-beta-glucosaminyl)asparagine amidase activity. The record is from RefSeq and is a predicted model, not a curated record. Gene Ontology annotation, cellular component: nucleus; cytosol.